CCUGAUUCCAGCAGUACUCUAAACAAAUAGAACAAUGAAUAACGACGACCACAAUACUACGGAUGGCAACUGCUUUACCACUCUAAGGAAAACGGAAGACAGGGCAGAGCCAAAGGAUAAAGUGGCACGUAUGGUCACUGGACGCUACGCCAGUGAUUAUAAAAUGAAUCACAAGUAUCGGGGUUUGGCGCUAAUCUUUGGUCAUGAGCAUUUUGAUGCAUUACAGAGCCGCAUUGAAACCGAUGUAGAUACCAAAAAUCUAACGGAAGUGCUAACGAAACUCGAUUUCUGUGUGCGAGACUUUAAAGAUUUGAGACACAAAGAAGUGAUGGAAAAAAUUAAGGAAACGGUGGAAAUGGAUCAUACGGAUCACGAUUGCAUUCUAAUUUCGGUGCUUUCGUAUGGUUUGUGCGAUUGGGUCUACGCCAAGGAUACAUUAUAUCGCAUGGAUGAUCUCUGGAAUGCGUUUACGGCGGACAAAUGCCCAACGUUGGCGGGCAAACCGAAACUUUUUAUCGUUGAGGCGAGUCGCGGCGGACAACGCGAUAAAGGUUAUCGAAUGUCUGGUCAAACUCAGACGGACAGCGAUUCCCAAUCAAACUAUAGAAUUCCAAUACACGCAGACUUUCUGGUUGCCUUCAGCACCAUUCCCAACCACUGCACCUGGAGCGAUUCCAUCAAGGGCAGCUGGUUCAUUUACAGUCUCUGCCAAGAACUUUCGAGCUCUGGCAGGAAAAUGGAUCUGCUCAUGCUCCUGACGUUUGUUGCUCAACGGGUCGCCGUUGAUUUUGAGACCUACGACGAGGGAUAUAAGCAAAUUACCUGCACCAUGUCCACGCUGACCCGCAUUGUGCAUUUCGAUGACCACAAAAUCGCCACUGCGCGUAACUCAUACUCCAAGUGACGAAUUAACAGUAUUUAGCAACAGCCUUGACAAAAACCACAGCGUUUCCUGUAUUUACCAACACUAUCUUCACACCAAAAAAAACAACAAAAAAAAAAUGGUGCAGCCUUACACCAAAAAAAAAAACUUAGCCGCUGCAACGACCGAUCUCAAACAUUUUCACAUUAUUUAUCAGGCACACCAAUUGGAAAAAAACACACACACGGAUCACAAAACGCGCGCACUGCAACUAUAGAUUAUCCACCGGCAUUGGCAUAAGCGAUUGCCAAAAAUCGUCCCUAUCGAUUGCAAUUCGAUUUGCAUUUGCAUUUCGUAGCAUUCCACUAAAACAUAAUAUUCUUAAUAUAAUAAUCUUUGACAAAUAUUAAUCGCAACUCGUAUAAAAUUAAUAAGUUACAAAAACGAAUUCACCGAAAAUUUUCAUUUAAAAAACAUGAUGCGCUUAUUGCAACUAGAGGUAAUCUACCAUAACGUAUCUGAUGCAUCCACCGAUCUCCAACAUUUUCACUGUAUCUGCAGGAUCGGGUAACUGAUAAGCAUUUCACUCGAUAAUUAUUCACAAACCUAACAUUAUUUACAAACAAAUUAAAACCGGCACAACAAUUGAAAAAAAAAACACACACACGGAUCACAAAACGCGCGCACUGCAACUUGAGAUGAUCCACCGGUAUUGGCGUGAGCGAUUGCCAGAAAUCGUCCCUAUCGAUUACAAUUCUAUUUGC
This is a messenger RNA of Drosophila sulfurigaster albostrigata, 1626 nucleotides long. Its product is annotated as caspase-like. The record is from RefSeq and is a predicted model, not a curated record. Gene Ontology annotation, biological process: proteolysis. Bases 35 to 904 code for a protein of 289 amino acids. Gene Ontology annotation, molecular function: cysteine-type endopeptidase activity. NCBI's taxonomy places the organism in Eukaryota, Metazoa, Arthropoda, Insecta, Diptera, Drosophilidae. The transcript is spliced from 2 exons.